Molecule: messenger RNA, 2121 nt
Organism: Aspergillus pseudotamarii
Lineage: Eukaryota; Fungi; Ascomycota; Eurotiomycetes; Eurotiales; Aspergillaceae
Product: protein phosphatase regulator SHP1
Exons: 5
Coding region: 1-2121 (706 amino acids)
Biological process (GO): iron-sulfur cluster assembly
Cellular component (GO): cytosol
Molecular function (GO): ATP binding; 4 iron, 4 sulfur cluster binding; protein binding
Source: RefSeq, a predicted model, not a curated record
AUGGAGCGUAAUCCCGCCAUUCAAGAUGAGGACGUCUCUCAGUUUUGUGCUAUGACCGGAGUACGUCCUGAGCAUGCACAGGAGUACCUCGCAGCCAAUGGAGGGGAUCUUGAGGCCGCGGUGACUGAAUUCUUUGCCGAACAGGAUGAAGCUUUACAGGAGGGAAACACAGGUGCUGGCCAGACUCUUGGAGAAAGUGAAUCUGCGCCGUCCGCAGGCCGGUCCCUAGGUGGCAGCUCCUCUCAGUCACCAUCCUUUACCCCGCAACCAUCCUCCACAUCACGCAAAUCCGCUCAGAAAAAGAAGUUCGCGACACUGGGUGAUUUCUCCUCCGGUGGUGGUGAUGACUCGGAGGAGGAAGAUGACGCAGUGAACCAGGAUUUGUUUGCUGGUGGUGAAAAGUCCGGACUAGCUGUGCAGAACCCCGAUGAUAUCAAGAAGAAGAUCAUCGAAAAAGCAAGACGGUCUCAAGUCCCAGCAUCGGAUAACUCGGAACCCCGACGGUCCUUCUUUACAGGUCCCGCUCGCACUCUCGGCGGCGAUGACACCCCCAGUCGGGUCAUUGAUGUUCCUAACGAACCUGCCGCGCGACUACCACAGCGCGUUCAGCGGACACUACACUUCUGGGCUGAUGGGUUCUCUGUGGACGACGGUGAUCUUUACCACUCUGAUGACCCCCGAAACGCGGAAAUUCUCGAUGGUAUUCGCCAGGGUCGCGCUCCCCUUUCCAUCAUGAAUGUGCAACCGGGUCAGGAGGUCGAUGUGGAGAUUAAACAGCAUGAGGAGAAAUAUGUGAAACCAAAGCCGAAAUACAAGCCUUUCGCUGGUCAUGGACAACGUCUAGGAAGCCCGACCCCGGGUGUGAGAACGCCAACUCCUCCGACUGCCCCUGCUGCCGGCCAGAUCAACUCAGAGCCUGCCAAGCCUAGUGUGGAUGAAUCGCAGCCGAUUGUCACCCUUCAGGUUCGUCUCGGUGACGGAACACGCCUGACGUCCCGAUUCAACACCACGCAUACCAUCGGGGAUGUCUAUCAGUUUGUCUCUGCUGCCAGUUCGGGCAGCCAGAGCCGUCCCUGGGUGUUGAUGACCACGUUCCCAAGUAAAGAGCUUACUGACAAGACGGCUACCCUUGGAGAUCUGGCCGAGUUUAGGCGAGGAGGUGUCGUGACAAACAAUUGCUACCGGCUAAAUGCCUCUAGACGGCGUCAAAAAUAUUGUGCUGGAGGCGUCGGCAAAUCCUCCGUCACCCUCCAACUCGCACUGGCCCUCACCUUACAAGGCAAGUCAGUCGGUAUACUCGAUAUCGACCUAACAGGCCCCUCGAUCCCCCGUCUCGUGGGAUUCGAAGAUGCAAAGAUCACCCAAGCGCCCGGGGGCUGGGUCCCCGUAACAGUGCAUCCGGCGUCUGCAAACGACGGCGCACAACGAGGAUCGCUCCGCUGCAUGUCACUGGGGUUCCUGCUCCGCGAUCGCGGCGACGCUGUCAUCUGGCGCGGACCAAAGAAAACAGCCAUGAUCCGACAGUUCCUGUCUGACGUUUAUUGGGGGGAGACGGACUACCUCCUCGUAGAUACACCGCCUGGCACGAGUGAUGAACAUAUUGCUUUAGCGGAACAGUUGCUUAGAUCGGCAACCACGAAUCCGGCUGCUGCGUCGCCGACUGUGCCGAGACUGGCGGGUGCGGUUUUGGUCACCACGCCCCAGGCGGUUGCGACGUCUGAUGUUCGGAAGGAGGUGAAUUUCUGUGUGAAGACGCAGAUUCCUAUGCUAGGUGUUAUUGAGAAUAUGUCGGGUUAUACGUGUCCGUGUUGUGGGGAGGUGACGAAUUUGUUUUCGAGUGGUGGGGGGCAAGUAAUGGCUCAGGAGACAGGCGUGAAGUUUUUGGGCGCUGUGCCGGUGGAUAUCCAGUUUGGAGAGUUAGUGGAGGGGAAGGUGGUUGACGAGAGUGACGAUGAAGAUGCAGACGGUACACAGUCGGGGCAGAGACACGAGCAGAAGCAGGAUGCGGUGAUGGAUGAAAGGCCGUUGGUGGAAAGAUAUAAGGAUUGUUGGUCAUAUUCCCGGUUUGAGGGAUUUGCGAAAACACUGCUAUCUGAGAUAGAGGGUGGCAUGGCGAACUAG